UGUGUGCAAUAGUUGUAAUGUAAUGAGCUGUAGCUCACAAAAGCUCAUGCUCAAAUAAAUUUGUUAGUCUCGAAGGUGCCACAAGAACUCCUUUUCUUUUUGUGAAUACAGACACCACACGGCUGCUACUCUUAAACAUAAACUGUCAAGGGGAAUGUCUUACUGCCUCAAGUCAGAAAGCCUUUUGGAUACAGGCCCAAUAUAUGUGCGUGAAAAUGGGCACCUGUACAUGGUAAAUCAGGGUUCUGGAACUGUAAAGAAUGCCACUCCAAAACCAAGGCCUUUUAGACUGUUUUCCAAAGGAUUCUCUGUGGAGCUUUGUAUGAACAGAGAAGAUGACAGCGCAAGGAGAGAGAGAACAGAUCAUUUCAUCUUUACUUAUACUAAGGAGGGCAAUCUCCGGUACUCAGCCAAGUCUCUCUUCGGUCUAGUGUUGGGUUACAUUUCUGACAAUGUUGAUCAUAUUGAUUCGUUGAUUGGCUUUCCAGAGCAGAUUGCUGAAAAGCUUUUUUCUGCUGCAGAAGCAAGGCAAAAGUUUACAGAACCAGUUACAGGACUUAGAGCACUACAAAAAUUUACUGAGGCUUAUGGAAGUCUGGUGCUUUGUUCAUUAUGUUUACAGAAUAGAUAUCUGGUUAUUUCUGAAAAACUUGAAGAAAUUAAGUCUUUCAGGGAGCUGACCUGCUUGGAUCUUUCCUGUUGUAAACUUGGAGAUAACCAUGAAUUGCUAGAACAUAUCACCAAAGAAGCUCUGUCUAGUGUAACUCGGCUCCUCCUGAAGGAUAAUUGUUUGUCAGAUGCAGGCCUUCGCAAAAUGACAGCGCCAGUUCGAGUGAUGAAAAGGGGACUUGAAAAUCUGUCUGUAUUAGAUUUGUCUUGUAACCCUGAAAUCACUGAUAUGGGAAUUGGGUACCUUUUUUCUUUCAAGAAGCUGAAUUAUUUGGAUAUUUCUGAAACCGGUCUCAAGGAUGUUAAGGCAGUCAUUCAGAGGCUCCAGACCCAAAUAAGCUUAGUUCAUUCAAAAGUGCCUCUGAAAGAAUUUGAUCAUAGUAACUGCAAAACAGAGGGAUGGGCAGAGCAGACAGUGUUGCAGUGGGAGCAGUUAGCUAUGAAAACCGUCAAGCCCAAGGAAAACUUGAAGUCCAGAACAGCAGCUCAACACUUCUAUGGAAAGAGAUGCAGGAUAGAAGAACCAGUCAAGUGCACAUUGGUGCAGACUAAAGCAAAAGCUUCUGAAAACUUGCAGUUCUACAAGGAUAAAGUACAAAAUUGCCAUUUCCCUUUAUUGAAAAAGGAGGCUGCAGCUAGCCACCAAUUAAAGAAAAAUAAAGAGAAAGGUUUAACUGAACAAGAGAAAGAACGAACUUCAAAGCAGACACACACGUGCCUGACCAUGGAAGAUUGGGACUUGUUGAAUACCUAUUGAUUCAGAAAGAUUUCCCUUUUUUCCUGGUGGUAAAGUUGUUAGAAGUAUCAAUAUGAAUUUGUGUAUGGAGAAAGGAGACAGAUAUUUUUUAAACAGCAGUAGCAUAGCAGCAAAUUAUAGCUACUUGUGUUGGGAGAGGGGAGUGCUAGACCCAAGAGGUGGAGAGAUGAUCAUUCUAAUGUAUAUUUUCUAUACAUAAUAAUUUUUUCAAAUAAAUUUUGUCAUCCUUAACUAAUGCCUGUGACAUGCAUAACACAUUGAGGGAAAUGGUUCCCCUUAAGUCUUGCUCCGUACAGCAUCCCCAGUGGCAGAAACUCAUUAUCACUUAGCCUGACUGCCUCUCUUCUGCUCAGUAGCACUCUACAUAACACCAGUUGUAGAACUUGAAACUUACUUGGGUUGAGAGAUUCUAGUUAGUCAGGUCCUUUUGCUAGUGUGAAAGCAUUGUGGACGUCAGAGUUUGAAGUCAUCAAUAUGGUAGCAAGUAUGAGUCUGACUAAUCUAUGUCUGUAAAAUGUCAUUUGAUUGUAUAAAUCCUUAUCUAGGUAGUACAUACACCUCACCCUGUGAGCUGUACCCAAAAUGCUGUGGAUAGAGCCUAACAAAGAAAGGAGAAUAAAUUUAUGGGAGGGGUGAGAUAUAAAGUUAAGUAACAGCUAAUUUCUGGCAGACAAUUACUUUGGAAUCAAAAUUGUAACAUGGAAAUGGGGAAAAUAUUGCAGUUUGGUGAAUUUCAAGAUUAAACUCUACAUUUUACUCUGA
Molecule: messenger RNA, 2188 nt
Organism: Caretta caretta (loggerhead turtle)
Lineage: Eukaryota; Metazoa; Chordata; Testudines; Cheloniidae
Gene: LRRC42
Product: leucine rich repeat containing 42
Molecular function (GO): protein binding
Source: RefSeq, a predicted model, not a curated record